Messenger RNA from Pangasianodon hypophthalmus (striped catfish), 4341 nucleotides. RefSeq names its product nuclear receptor subfamily 1, group D, member 2b (gene nr1d2b). The coding region runs from base 649 to 2280 and encodes 543 amino acids. Lineage: Eukaryota; Metazoa; Chordata; Actinopteri; Siluriformes; Pangasiidae. Gene Ontology annotation, biological process: cell differentiation; positive regulation of transcription by RNA polymerase II; negative regulation of transcription by RNA polymerase II. The record is from RefSeq and is a predicted model, not a curated record. The transcript has 9 exons. Gene Ontology annotation, molecular function: RNA polymerase II cis-regulatory region sequence-specific DNA binding; zinc ion binding; nuclear receptor activity.
CACAAGCGGGAUGAAGGAGGAGCCGGUGAACUGGGUCACAUGGGCCGCAAUGAGCACUUUUACUCAAAACACAACAGUCAGCACAGCGCUACAGAGUCGACCUGUUAGUGUAAGCUAUCCCUCAUCUCUGGACAUUCAGGUUCAUUUGAAUUUGGUUGUCGUUUUAUCUGGAAGCUGAAAGAGUCCAGCCGUGCAGCGUUCACUAUCCACGAACAAGUGUGUCGAGUCGUUUUGAAUCAUUCAGCAUUUGUGUCGAGGAGCUGUUUAAUACUCUGGGAGCUUCAACAGAUGGAACAAAUCUGAAGAGUAGACAUUUAAAACUGGGAUAUCUGCCUGUUUUUUUAAAUUUCAGAGACAAAAAAACAAAAAUGUUCGGCGUUUAAAAACCAGUCAUCACACAAGCUGGUGACAUUUUCAUACAUUUUCAUACAAAGAGCCACCAGAAAGUUUUGAACACGAAAGAAAUCCAGGAGAGAAACAACUCUGUGUUGUCGGAAGACAUGGAAUCAACAAAGGCUGGGGGCGUUAUAGCCUACAUCAGCUCAUCGAGUUCGGCCUCCAGCCCCGAGUCGUGCCACAGCGACAGCUCCAACAGCAGCUACCAGUUUUCAUCCUCUUCACCUAGUGCGUCCUUUUCCACCCGCCCCAAUGGACAGCAGGUGGACGUGGCCAACUUCUCCCAGCCUCAGAGUCACAGCACGACCAAGACGCGCUCACCAUCUACCGCCAAAUCUGGUAUCACCAAGAUCAGUGGCCUGGUGUUGCUGUGUAAAGUGUGCGGCGACGUGGCUUCAGGAUUUCAUUAUGGUGUUCAUGCCUGCGAAGGCUGCAAGUGUUUACAAGAGGAAAAAAAGGAAAAAAAAAACUGGUUUCUUCAGGAGGAGUAUCCAACAGAACAUCCAGUAUAAGAAGUGCCUUAAGAAUGAGAACUGCCCCAUCAUGCGCAUCAACAGGAAUCGAUGCCAGCAGUGUCGCUUCAAGAAGUGUCUGCUUGUUGGCAUGUCUAGAGAUGCUGUGCGUUUUGGAAGAAUACCAAAGCGAGAGAAACAGCGCAUGCUGCUAGAGAUGCAGAGCGCCAUGAACAACAUGAUGAACAACAGCCAGCUGCAUGGCAGCAGUCCUCCAGUUUCCAGCAGCCAGACUCAGCCUUGUCUGGCAAAGCUCGCCUCUGGGGCCACACCCCAUGCUCCUCCUUCCUUCUCUCCUGCCUCUUCCCCUCAAAGCAGCCAAUCCGAGUUGAGCAACGAUCCUGAGCCUUCGCUCCCGAUGGACACAAGCCCAAGUUCUGACUCAUCCAGUGCCACAGACAGUGGAGAAGAAGAGGUCAUCGGCACAGGGAUGAGGACAGGUCACGAAGUCGAACGCAUCAUGGAGGACACACACGAGGUCUGGAACCAUCAUAACAACAUAGCUACAGUAACACGCCAGCGCCCACGUUUACACUGCUCUCCUCAGGAUCCUCGUGAAUCACCACAGGAAGAUAAUUCUCUCAGCCGGUGCCCGGUUAGAGUGAGCAACAGUGCCUCCAGUGCCCAGUGCCAUGUCCAGCUGCUCGCCAAUGCUGAUCCCAGUCACUGUUCUGCCUCUGUUAUUGGCCAGUCGCUCCGGGCGCACAACUCCAACGGAACCCGAGCCAGUGGGAGCUACGCUGGUCCAGCAUGGAGUGGAGGCAACAGGAUGCAUCUGGUGUGUCCCAUGAACACUUCUCCCUAUGUGGACCCACAUAAAUCAGGCCACGCUAUCUGGGAGGAGUUCUCCAUGAGCUUCACUCCGGCUGUAAGGGAGGUGGUGGAGUUUGCCAAACGCAUCCCCGGAUUCAGGGAGCUGUCGCAGCACGACCAGAUUAGUCUCCUCAAAGCGGGUACUUUUGAGGUGCUGGUGGUACGUUUCGCAUCAUUGUUUGACGUGAAGGAACGCACUGUGACCUUUCUGAGUGGGAAGAAGUACAGUGUGGAGACACUGUGCUCUAUGGGUGCUGGUGACCUGCUCAACUCUAUGCUGGAUUUCAGCGAGAAGCUGCGUGCUCUGGACCUCAGUGAGGAGGAGAUGAGCCUUUUCACUGCUGUUGUACUCGUCUCUGCAGACCGUUCAGGCCUGGAGAAUGCAAAGUCAGUAGAAGCGCUACAGGAGUCACUGAUCCGCGCCUUGCGCAGCCUCAUCACGCAGAGCCACCCGAAUGAGAGUGCCAUCUUUACCAAGCUGCUUCUCAAACUGCCUGAGCUCCGCUCGCUCAACAACAUGCACUCGGAGCAGCUCCUGGCCUUCAAGGUCCAGCCAUGAAACGCAGUUCUUCUCCUUCUGUAACUGUGCUGUCCUUUCACCACCAGAACCUCCAGAUUCUGUACAAAUCAAAUCUUUCCACCUCACAAAUUGGAGGCCUGAUGUAGAGGUGGAAGGGAGCAACAAGUUGAGCUCAGUGUACUGUAAAGGUGUAAGGUGUGAGUUUUGUGAUAAAGUAGGACUGAAAAGGAAACAAAAUACAGAGGGGCUGUGAUUCUUGGGAGAGACUAUGUGUGCGUAUGCAGUCCUCUUUCAGAGGCACCUUCUUGAACUUCAUUUUAGACUUAAACUGUUUAACUGUCUGUGCAAUAUGUGACCCAUGUUUACUGUUCAUGUUUUGGUCUUUUUAUGGUUCGAGAGAUGCUGCUGUCUACAUACUGCAAUGCUGUGUAUGAUGGUGGAUAUAGGUACCAUAGGAAAAUGUUUCUUUCACUUAAGUAGUUGGUGCCUAUCACAAACCUAUAUUUUUUUUGGAGUAUGGUAAUGGCGGGAUAUUUCCUUACAUGCUUUGUUACGCUAAACACAAGUAAAGGAAAGCUAGUACCAGAGAUAAGAUGAAUAAGAUGAAUGUGGAAGAAGCUGCUAAAUUCAAGCUUUUUAUUAUAAUGGGUUGUAAAAUGGUGCAGUGUCACUGUUUUUACCUACAGAAAGAGAUAAGAAUGUUUAACAGAUUAUAUAUAUAUAUAUAUAUAUAUAUGUAUUUUUCCUAGUUGAGUACUUCUAGCUGAGUAAAAGGACGUUCAUUUUUAGUUUAGCAUAAUGGUGCAGCUAUGUAUAUGUUUUGUGAACAAUAGGACUAUAUUUGGUAGAAUUGAAUAAAAAAACGCUCUGGCAGUGUUUCUACGUUACAGGGAUUUAGAAACAAACUUGAUUAAGUUAGUAGCCUGCAUGCACUGUCCAGUGAUUAUCAAUGGGACCCAAUCAAAACAUUCUGAAAAUUAAGUCAAACACUCCCUGAUGGCUGACACUAUCGGAUUGUAUAUAUAAGGACAGAAUUUAUCAAUGCUAAAAAUUAGAAAACAUUUUUGUCUCUUUUGCUGAGGGGUUAGGUAUGAAAACUAGAGUGAGACAUUAGUCCUGGCUGAUGUUUUUUUACUUAUUCAAGUAGUGAUUUCAAUUCUGGACAGAUGGGUGACAAAUUAAAGGAAAAACCGGUGGCUCUGUUAUGCUAUCGGGGCAUUUUGAUGGCAUGGUCUGGGUCUACAUGUCCAGUGGGAGGGAAGGGUCAUUUCCAAUCAAUACAAAGUCUUUUUCUGACUGAUCACCUUAAUGCUAUGAUGAAACAUCUCCACCACCAACAUCAAAACCUGUUGGAAGGAUGGUGUUCAUCCUUCCAGUACAGUUCCUGAGACUCGAACAAUCUAUGUCCAGGUUUACUGAAGCUGUUCUGGCAGCUUGUGGCGGCCUAGCACCAAAGGCACUUUAUGUUGUUUUUUUCCCUUUAAUUUGUCACCUGCCUGUAUUUCAGUUUUGUUAUCUUAUUUUUCUUUUUUCUGGUCAAGUAUGUUCAGUACAAAUCCUUGUAGAGUUAUUUUUGGCUCAGUUUUCAAUUAGUUGUGCAACAUACAAGCAUAUCACAUGACAGACCGAGAGGGAGCUUGGAGCAAUCACAGGAGACAAACAAGGUACUUGAGCACGUAUUCCAUUUUCUGACUUGUGCUAUCACUUGAAGAGGGAUAAGACUGUGUAAGCUGAAAAUAUUCUUAUCUGAUUUUUGGUUUGACUGAAAUAUCAAACUUACCUCAUAAUGAUUGUAGUGUUGUUGACACUUGAUUGUAUUUGCAGUGAAGAGAAUAGCAGUGGCAGUGAAGAUGUAGUUUUUCAGUCAUAGUAGUGUUGAUUACAUUAAAAUUUCCUUGUAGUUUGUGUCCUGAGGUACUGACUGCAUUUAAGCUUCCUCUCAGUAUCCAUCUUGAGCAUCUGUCAGCACUGGAUUGCCAAAAGCUGGUCUGUACUGGUUUUUAUUUGUGAAAAUGUUGCAAAAUACCUAGAUUUAUAUGUGUAAGAUAUAUAUACAGAUAAUAUAUAUUACAUAUAAAAUAAAAACUAUAAAUAAAACUC